Molecule: messenger RNA, 1482 nt
Organism: Thalassophryne amazonica
Lineage: Eukaryota; Metazoa; Chordata; Actinopteri; Batrachoidiformes; Batrachoididae
Product: transcription factor AP-2-alpha-like
Exons: 3
Coding region: 1-627 (208 amino acids)
Biological process (GO): anatomical structure development; regulation of transcription by RNA polymerase II; regulation of cell population proliferation
Cellular component (GO): nucleus
Molecular function (GO): RNA polymerase II transcription regulatory region sequence-specific DNA binding; DNA-binding transcription factor activity, RNA polymerase II-specific
Source: RefSeq, a predicted model, not a curated record
AUGCAAAGUGGUCAGCACGGCUUGAAUAUUUUUUUUUCUGUCAACUUUUUAACUACUGUGUUCUUGUGCAGGGCAAAGUCAAAAAAUGGCGGUCGAUCGCUGAGAGAAAAGCUGGAUAAGAUUGGGCUCAACCUGCCUGCAGGAAGAAGGAAGGCGGCUAAUGUCACUCUGCUUACCUCACUAGUCGAAGGUGAAGCUGUACAUUUAGCAAGAGACUUUGGUUAUGUAUGUGAGACAGAAUUUCCUGCAAAGGCAAUUGCCGAGUACCUCAGCAGGCCGCACGUGGAACGCAACGAGGUUAACUCUCGUAAGAACAUGCUCCUUGCUGCCAAGCAAAUCUGUAAGGAGUUCACUGACCUGCUUACUCAGGACCGCUCCCCUCUGGGAAACUCUCGGCCAGCGCCCAUCCUGGAGCCCACAAUCCAAGGCUGCCUGACCCACUUCAGCCUCCUCACACACGGCUUUGGAUCUCCGGCCAUCUGUGCUGCUAUGACCUCGCUUCAGAACUACCUGAACGAGGCUAUCAAACAAGUGGACAAGAUGUACAUGAGUUCCGGGAGCGACACCCAGGGGUCCUCAGACAGUGGGAGCAAAUCGACCGACAAACUGGACAAGCACAGGAAAUGAGGGCUCGGAGGAUAAUCCAUAUGGACUUUACAAUGUCCGAUUCCCUCAUCUCCAGCCUGUCUGCCCUUUUUUUUGUUGUUGUUGUUUGGACGUUUGACAUCAAUAUGUAGUAUUUUCGCUCUGUGAGAGACAAGUUUGUGCACACAAUAGAAUUUGCAUCCUUUUUAUUUUCUAAGAGCUCCUCAGAGCUUGUGUGCAUUAUAUGAAAUAUCAGCCCGCAUCUGCCGUGAACAGCCGCUGACUGACUCUAAGAUCAACCCUCUCAGGGUGGACCACACGCCACAGCGUACAUAGCACUGUGCAGCCCAGUUGCUAUUGUACCGAUGCUACAGCUGUGGGUCCUGCACACUGAAGAGCAGAACAGGAACAAAUUACAUUCAGAUUUUUAUUUUUUCUUUUCCUCCCCUCCUUGGAGGACAUCAUUUCAAGAUGAGCUGGUGGCUUCGAAUUCUUCUCAGCUUUCCUCCCCUCCUUCCCUGUCUAGAAGCAAAUCCACUGAUUUCCUGUCUCGACGGAAUUGCUUUUUUGUAUGAGAAAGGGAGAAGAAGACAGUUAUUUUGUAUGACCACUUCAAACUGUUUUCAGUGUUAUUGUGCUUUGUUCCCGACAGUUGGUUCAAAUCUUACGUAGGCUCGAACUGGAAACAUCUAGUUCCGGUUUGUGCGUAUGUUUUCGCUCAGAAACCAGAGAGUUUAAAGAAGGUUUAGGACAGAAGCCCCUUCAGUGUUCAUACAGCCAUUCUUACUGCAUCUUUAAAACCUGGCAGACUGUAAAAUAUAACUUUAAUGGUUGUGUUAUGAAUUGGUUUUCCUUUGUAUUUAAAAAAAAAAAAAAAAUUAUCAGCAUACCAACCAG